This is a messenger RNA of Dioscorea cayenensis subsp. rotundata (Guinea yam), 2454 nucleotides long. Its product is annotated as putative disease resistance protein At4g10780. The transcript has a single exon. Lineage: Eukaryota; Viridiplantae; Streptophyta; Magnoliopsida; Dioscoreales; Dioscoreaceae. Gene Ontology annotation, molecular function: ADP binding; ATP hydrolysis activity. Bases 1 to 2454 code for a protein of 817 amino acids. The record is from RefSeq and is a predicted model, not a curated record.
AUGACUCUUGUGGGCAACACUAUCAAGCUAAAUCUUGAGAAAGUUCGUGGUUACUUGGUAGAUGACGAUGUAUCCAUGGUGGGGAUUUGGGGCAUGGGAGGGGUCGGAAAGACAACUCUCUUGAAUGAAAUCAAUAACUCAUUACUUGGUGGUAAUACUAAUCCGGGGUUCAAUUAUGUCAUCUCUCUGGUGGUUUCAAAAGAACCUCAAUUUGAGAAGCUUCAAAAUGAGAUAUCUAAAAGGUUAGGAUUGCCUUCUUACUCCGGGAAAAGUGACAUAUUUGAGUUUUUGAAAAAGAAGAACUUUUUGCUGCUAUUAGAUGAUAUAUGGAAGAGAGUGGACCUUCCUGAAGACCUUGGUAUUCCACUUCCACUCCGUCAAAGCCGAAAUUCCAAAAAUGGAGGUCAAAGCUACAAGCGCAAGGUGAUCUUCACAACCAGAGAUGAUGAUGUGUGUGCUCGUAUGAAUGCUCACAAGAAGAUCAAAGUUGAAUGUAUAGAUAAAGAAGCAUGGCAUCUUUUCAAGCAGUUCGCAAAUGAAGAGAUCAUCAAUUCUAGUGUUGUUAUUGAAAACCUAGCAAAGGAAGUUAUGGAGAAGUGCUCUGGUUUACCACUUGCCCUUAAAGUUAUUGGUAGAGCCACGUCGAAUAUGAAGACACCUGAAGAGUGGCGUCACAUGCUGAGGUCGUUAAUUAAGACGGAUGUCAGGACUGUUACUGGUAUGGAAGAAUCAUUGUUUCACAACCUAAAGGUUAGUUAUGAUAAUUUGGCCAGUGAUACUCUCCGACAAUGUUUCUUGUGUUGUGCUCAAUGGCGUGCAGGUGCACAAAUUGAAGUCUUUGAACUCAUAGAGCGUUGGAUUUGGUGUGGAUUGAUUAGUGACUUUGGAAACAUGGGGGAAGCCUUUGACGAGGGAUAUUCUCUCAUUGCAAAAUUACAUGAAGCAUGUUUGUUGGAAUUAGUGGUUUACAGUCUUGUUGAAGAUUAUGUCAAAUUACAUGAUGUGAUUCAUGAUAUGGCAUUGUGGAUUGUGUCCGAGUGUGGGAAGAAAAAGAACAAAUGGAUUGUUGGUGGAAGUAACGAUGAUUUAAGACAAUUUUCAAAGUUGGAAGCAGGCAACUGGCAGGAGACAGAACUAAUAUCUUUCAAAAAAAAUUUCAAUGACAAUGGUCUCUUGAAAUUUUUAAUUGAUCAAAAUAUCGACAAAAAGGGCCAAGUUUCUGUUGCAGCAACUUCUCCUAGAUAUCCUAAUCUCCAGAGUUUAUUAAUAGAAAAAUGUUAUUGGUAUGAUCGAAGGUCCGAGGUGGGUAUAAACUUUUUCCCUCAUAUGCCAUCUCUCACACAUUUGAACUUAUCUGAGACAUUUAUCGCUGGUAUUUCAAAAGAAAUUCGAGUUCUAGUUAAUCUUCAAUACCUCAACAUCAGCGGCACAAGCAUUCGGUCACUUCCACCUGAACUAGAAGAGCUCAAGCAAUUAAAAUACUUCUUCUUCAGAUUUUCACAUUUUGAAAGUGAAGGUGAACUUGUUCCAAUUAAAGUUGAUGGGUUGUCUGCAUUAUCAAGGUUGCCCGAGUUGCAAGUGCUUGAUCUUUAUAAAAAUACUUGUUUAGAAGCAGGUGACUUGAGGAUAUUGAUGGAUAGGAAGAGGAUUAAAGCGAUCGGUAUGGAUGUGGAAUCAGUCGAGAUUCUUCGACUUCUCAAAGAUUUGCCGACUUGGCAAAUAAAUUUGAAAAACAUACAUGAUAUGCCUACCCUCCAGCUUUGUGACUUGAGUUACAAAGGUGAUGGUGAGGGUUUGAUGACGUUAUACAUCAAUGAUUGUGGCUUUGAGAACUUGUUGAUAAAUGACAGUGCGGUCAGUCUAAAGCAUCUCGAUUUGAGUUUUCUUGCAAAGCUCAAGCAAAUCACUCGGUCAGCAGAAGCAUUUCGUAGUGGAUGUUUCCCGAAGUUGACAGAUGUUUACAUUUAUAAAUGUACAUCUCUGAGGAGUCUUUCGUGGGUUUUGCAUCUCCCAUGCCUUAAGAAAUUACAUGUAGGUAAUUGCUCAGCAAUAGAGGAAUUGAUUGACCCUCGAGAGAUGCAACAAGCUUCAUCAGGCCUUCCCACCUUUCCUAACCUACGAUCCUUGUCUUUAUGGAGAAUGCCCAACUUAGUGAGCUUCAGCACAUGUCUAUUGGAUUUUCCUAUUUUGGAUACACUUUAUUUGGACAGAUGUCCAAAGCUGAAGAAACUUCCUUUCAAGUCAUCCAUUGUCAAUAAUAAAUUCAAAGACGUGACAAUUGACGAAGACUUGUGGGAGAGUUUGGAAUGGGAGGACACAACAAUCCGAUCUCACCUCGACAAGUCCUUCACCAGAAGAGCUUGGAAUGGGAGGACACAACAAUCCGAUCUCACCUUGACAAGUUCCUCAACGGCUCAACUAAGUAGUCAUGCAAAUUUACGUCCAAAUCAUUGA